Caenorhabditis angaria is the source of this 1654-nucleotide messenger RNA. The record is from the annotation of a GenBank genome assembly. Lineage: Eukaryota; Metazoa; Nematoda; Chromadorea; Rhabditida; Rhabditidae.
AUGUCGAAAUGUACAAAAAUUGAAAUCGAAGUGGGUUUUUUUUCAGAAAUUUUUUUUUUCAGAAAAAAAAAUCUGAAAUUUUUAAAUUUUCCAGAAAAAUCCAGAUCCUUCCAAAUCGGAUUCUUCCAACAACGAAAAAGAUCAAGAUCAAGAGAUCGCUGUGGAAAAACCGAAAAGAAUCGAGGUGAAAAUCGCGUUGAGACCCGAGGUACUGUAGGUUUUUGGCGCGCGCGCGAAAUUCAAAAAAUUCAAAAAAUUCAAAAUUUUUUGCAGACCGCCGUGCUGAUUUUGUCGAUUCUGGUGAUUCUAUUGAAUAUUGUUCAGUGUUGUGUGGGUGGUUUUGGUAUACCGUGCAUUUUUAAAAUUCUGUUGGGUGUCUAUGGUGUUUUGGUGUUUUGUUGUUGGCGAACGAGAUUUGGCAGUGCUGCGGCCGCGAUUUUUUGGGUAAGAUCUUGCGAUCAUUUUGAGACCGAAUAAGCCUAGGCUCCGCCCACUUUUUGCAAUUUUAGGGCACAGUUUUCUGAGGUGAUCAUUUUGAGACCAAACAAGCCUAGACUUAGGCUAUCUUUGCCACGUGGAUUUUUUUUUGUCAAAAUUUUUGGCGGGAAUUUUCCAAAUUCAAAUUAUUUUUGAAAUUCAAUAUUUUUAGCGGGAAUUGUCAAAAUUCAAAUUAUUUUUGAAACUCAAAAUUUUCAGCUGGAAUUUUCAAAAUUUCAAAUUUUAAGCGGGAAAAUGUGAAUUUUUAAAUUCAAAAUUUUUCGGCGGGAACAAAAAAAUUUUGAAUUUCAAAAAAAAUUUCAAGUUCAAAAUUUUUGGCGGGAAUUUUCAAAAUUCAAAAAUUUUCGGUGGGAAUUUUUCAAAUUCAAAUUAUUUCUGAAAUUCAAAAAUUUUCGGCGGGAAUUUUCAAAAUUCAAAUUAUUUUUGAAAUUCAAAAAAAAAUUUUUAAAUUCAAAAAUUUUAGCGGGAAUUCUGAAAAUUCAAAUUAUUUUUGAAACUUCAAAAAUUUUCGACGGGAAUUUUCAAAAUUCAAAAAAAUUUUGAAAAUUCAAAUUAUUUUUGAAAUUCAAAAUUUUUAGCGGGAAGUUUCAAAAUUCAAAUUAUUUUUGAAAUUCAAAAUUUUUAGCGGGAAUAUUCGAAUUUUCAAAUUUCUAAUUUUAAGCGGGAAAAUGUGAAUUUUCAAAUUCAAAUUAUUUUUGAAAAUUCAAAUUAUUUUUAAAAUUCAAAAAAAAUUUUGAAAUUCGAAAAUUUUAGCGGGAAUUUUCAAAAUUCAAAUUAUUUUUGAAUUUCAAAAUUUUUAGCGGGAAUUUUCAAAAUUCAAAUUUUUUUGAAAUUCAAAUUAUUUUUGAAACUCAAAAUUUUUGGCGGGAAUUUUCAAAAUUCAAAUUAUUUUUGAAACUCAAAUUAUUUUGAAAUUCAAAAAUUUUACCGGGAAAAUGUGAAUUUUCAAAUUAAAAAUGCUGUGGAUAAAAUAAGCCCCGCCCCUUUUUCUGCAACCCUGGCACACUUUGUCAACUUCCAGACAAUCCUGGUAAUCGUGGAUCUAAUUCAAAUCGUCACUCUCUCCAUCGGUCUUCUCAUCAUUUUUCCAAUUUGCAUCUCAAUCUGUCUUCAACUCGCCUUAAUCUAUUGCUUUAUUCGCCUCUAUUUUCAUUAG